Messenger RNA from Entamoeba invadens IP1, 3897 nucleotides. Its product is annotated as multidrug resistance protein, putative. Gene Ontology annotation, cellular component: membrane. Gene Ontology annotation, biological process: transmembrane transport. Gene Ontology annotation, molecular function: ABC-type transporter activity; ATP binding; ATP hydrolysis activity. The transcript has a single exon. Bases 1 to 3897 code for a protein of 1298 amino acids. The record is from RefSeq and is a predicted model, not a curated record. Lineage: Eukaryota; Evosea; Mastigamoebida; Endamoebidae.
AUGAGUGUUCAACUUCGAGAAAACACCGAUUUCACAAUAUUUAAUGUGACACCUGACCCAACUGAAGUUACUCAGUGUAGUACAACUGAUGAGUACAAAGGCUCCCUCAGUCUUCCGAAAUUAUAUCGCUUUUCAGACACAUUAGACCUUCUUUUGUUAUUCGGAGGUAUUAUUGGCGAUGUAGCGAAUGGUAUAAUGUUUCCUAUAGUCAUCUUAUUAGUCGGUAAUGUUGUAGAUACGAUGAACCCAUAUAGCCAAGACACUUCUCAACUUCUUUAUUUAACUUUAGAACAACAACAUGCAUUGAACACAGUCAUCAUUUCAAAACUUGAAGAUGAGUUGAUGAAAAUUGUACGUCAACUUGCUUGGAUUGGUCUUGGUAAUUUCCUUGGUGGUAUUCUUAAAACGAUAUGCUUCAAUAUCUUAUCCACUAGACAAGGAAUCAAAAUCAGAAAAUUGUAUUUCAAGACUCUUUUAAGACAAGACGCAGCUUGGUACGACGCACACGAACUUGGAGAAUUGGCUGCACGAGUCGGGUCUGAUGUUAAAUUGAUAGAAGAGGGUAUUGGAAACAAAGUAGGGCAGUUACUUAAUACAGUCGCUACGUUUAUAACGGGAUAUACAAUCGCGUUGGUCAAGUGUUGGGAUUUGGCACUUGUCGUCAUCUCGGCACUUCCCUUCAUGUUCCUUGCCCUCUUUGCUAUUGGUAAAACCACUGCGUAUUCAAAUGGAAAACAACAAGUCUUCUAUGGGAAAGCUGCUGCCAUUGCCGAGUCUACCAUUGGCAAUAUUCGAACAGUUCAGUCUCUUUCACAAGAGGAAGCCUUUGGAAAAAGCUAUAAAGAAAACAUUCAAAGAACUACUAAGUACAAUGCGAUAUCGAGUAUUGUCAAUGGAAUUGGGUUUGGUGUUGUCUUCAUGUGUCUUUUUGGCUUCAAUGCUUUAGGGUGUUACUAUGGGUUCUUAGUGAUGCAAGGAAAAGGGGGGAGUUCAAAUACAUCUUCUGGGACUAUUUUAACUGUAUUCUUGGCUAUGGUAUUGUCCUCGCAAUCACUCUCUAUGGUAGCUGUUCCAAUUGGGUGUGUGUCGACUGCAAAGUCAAUUGCGUAUCGAAUUUACCAAAUCAUUGACAGAAUCCCCGACGUCGAUGUACUCAAUACUUCCGGGAAAGUGCCAGAAGUAUGUCUUGGAAAUAUAGAGUUCAGUGACGUACAAUUUAGCUACCCAACAAGACGUGAAAAACCCAUUUUGAAAGGUCUUGAUUUGAAGAUAGCUGGAGGAGAGACUGUUGCAUUGGUAGGAUCCUCGGGAUGUGGCAAAAGUACAUGUCUUCAAUUGGUUCAAAGGAUGUAUGAUGUGACAGGAGGACAGGUGGUAUUGGAUGGAGUGUGUAUUAAAGAUUUACAACUCAAAUGGCUGAGGAGCCAAAUUGGGGUUGUUGGACAAGAGCCUGUGUUGUUUAGUGGAACAAUCAAAGACAACAUUUUACUUGGUGCACAAGAACAACAAAACGUGAGUGAAGAUGAUAUAAUUAGAGUUGCUAAAAUGGCGAAUGCAUAUGAUUUUGUGAUGGACUUGCCUGACAAAUUUGACACUUUAGUAGGUGAGAGAGGGGGACAGUUAUCAGGUGGGCAGAAACAGCGGAUAGCGAUAGCACGAGCACUGAUUAGAAACCCAAAAAUAUUGUUGCUUGAUGAAGCAACAAGUGCACUCGACACACAAUCGGAAAAAGUUGUUCAAGACGCUCUUGAAAAGGCAGCUAAUGGGAGAACUACUAUCAUCGUCGCUCACAGACUGUCUACUAUCAAAAAUGCGAAUAAAAUAAUGGUGAUGCACCAAGGAGAAGUCAUAGAAAGUGGAACACAUCAGGAUUUAAUGGAGUUGAAAGGGGAGUAUUACACUUUAGUUAAACGGCAAACCAUUGAAGAGAAGGUCGACCAAGAUAACGCCCAUAAAAAUGUCGAGCCUGGGACGAUUGCGAUUGACCAACCCCUGAAAGUUGAGAAUGAGAAUGAAGAAGAUAGUGAAGGUGUUAAAAAAGAGGAAGACUUUGUUGAAUAUGAAAAGAAGGAAGCGAAGAAGUCCACACGAUUUCUGUUGCCAAGGUACAUUCUCAAUAACCUUCGUCAUGAACACAUUGGUAUUUUGAUCGGUGCAAUAGGGUCAAUGGGUGUAGGUGUGUUAUUCCCCCUCUUUGCAUAUCAAUUUGUAUGUUUGACGAGUGUGUUUUCUCAAAUUACAACACCAGAAUCGGUGACUGAGGAUAUUAAAGUCGAGGUGCGUGAUGGGUGUUUAAAGUUAUUAGGGAUAGCAUUUGCUGGAUUUGUUUCCAAUUUCAUGUCUUUAAGUAGUUUUGGUAUUACAAGUAAUAGUUUUAUGGGUCGACUUCGCGUGAAGAUGUUCGACUCCAUCUUAUCACAAGAGAUAGGGUUUUUCGAUCGAAAGGAGAAUAUGGUAGGGUUACUGACCACACGACUGUCUUCAGAAGUCACCACAGUCAAAGGAAUCUCUGCAGAACGGAUUGGAAAUGUGUUGCAAGUGUUAUCCACUGUGGUGUGUGGUCUAUCUCUAUCGUUAUCGUUUGACUAUCGGAUCACAUUGUGUAUCAUGUGCCUUGCACCUUUUGGUGUUGGGAGUUUUAUAUUAGACGCAAAACUGAAUAAAAGUGCUGCGUCUCCAAUGGAAAAGGCUUAUGCAGCUUCUGGGAACACAUUAGUAGAAGCAGUUGAAGCGAUGAAGACCGUUCAAAGUCUUGGCAAGGAAGUCCACUUCUUUGAAACGUUUCAACAACAACUCAAGAAACCUAUCAAGACACUUGUGUAUAUGACACCUUUGAUGGCAUUGGUCUGUGCUAUUCCAGUAGCUAUGCCAUUUUUUGGCCAGGCAUUUGGGUGGAGUGUUUCAAUCACCUUUUUGAAGAAAGACACAUCCACUAAUGUCCCAACGUUGCAGUUUAUAAGAAACUUCCUUGGCAAUUACAUUGAUAUUCUAAAGGCAAUGGUAAGUAUGUUGACAGUGUUAAAGGGUGUUAUUGAUAUUGGUAGUAUAAUGCCAGAUGUUGGAAAAGCUUUGAAAUGUGCUUCCAAUGUUGAGCAAAUAACGAAGAGAACUCCUCACAUUGAUUGUAAAAAGGGUGGAGUGAAGAGGGAGAACAUUGAAGGAAAUAUCGAAUUUAGAGACGUAUUUUUUAGAUACCCCACUCGGUUGCAAAAUCCAGUUUUGAAGGGCGUGUCAUUCAAAGCAAAUCAAGGGAAGACGGUCGCUUUUGUGGGAGCGUCAGGAAGCGGGAAAAGCACUGGGAUUCAACUUUUGGAACGAUUUUAUGACCCCACAAAGGGGUGUGUGACUAUUGAUGACAUCGACGUUACACAACUUGACGUCGAGUUUCUGAGGAGCCAAAUUGGGCUCGUUGGACAAGAGCCUGUGUUGUUUAGUGGAAGUGUCAUGGAAAAUAUCAUGAGAGGAGUUCCAAGAGGGAUGGAAGUAAGUUGUGAAGAUGUGUACCGCGUCGCUAAAAUGGCGAAUGCACAUGACUUUAUCAGUGCUAUGCCUGAGGGGUAUAAUACUGAAGUGGGUGAGAGAGGGGGACAGUUAUCAGGUGGGCAGAAACAGCGGAUAGCGAUAGCACGAGCACUGAUUAGAAACCCAAAAAUAUUGUUGCUUGAUGAAGCAACAAGUGCACUCGACACACAAUCGGAAAAAGUUGUUCAAGACGCUCUUGAAAAGGCAGCUAAUGGGAGAACUACUAUCAUCGUCGCUCACAGACUGUCUACUAUUGUGAAUGCAGAUGAAAUAUUGGUAAUUGUAAAAGGAAAAGUUGUCGAAAAGGGAACACAUCAAGAGCUUUUGAAACAAAAAGGAUUUUAUUAUUCCUUGGCACAACAGCAACUUGCUUGA